AGUGGUUAAUUCAGAACAGUGAAACUUUUCAAGUGUCUUCAUUUGUGCCACAGAUUCGUGGGUGCUUGUAAUGUCCUGGGAGAUCAGGAGUUAAAAGCUGUUUAGAAGUUAAUGUGCUCUAAGGGUAUAAAAGAAGCCUCCAUGGCUUUAGUUCCUAAACUCAUGUUUGGAAAUGCACUGUAUCUGUCCUAGGAAAGCUCUUCUUAGGAGACAAACUUCUUGCAUGUUCAAUGAGCACUUCUUAGAGCUGCUGAAAAGCAUGACUUCCUCUUCUGUUGUUUGUAAACCUCCGGUAAGACGGGUUGCUAUCUUCGGGGGAACUCAUGGCAAUGAGUUAUCAGGGGUGUUUCUGAUCAAGCACUGGCAAGAGAAUGGAGCUGAGAUUCAAAGAACAGGAAUGGAAGUGAAACCAUUUCUUACCAACCCAAGAGCUGUGAAGAAGUGUACUAGAUACAUUGACUGUGAUCUGAACCGUGUUUUUGACUUUGAUAAUCUUGGCAGGCCAGUGGUGGAAGAUAUUCCAUAUGAAGUGAGAAGGGCUCAGGAAAUCAAUCAUAUAUUUGGUCCCAAAGGUAGUGAUGAUGCGUAUGACCUUAUUUUUGACCUUCACAACACCACUUCUAACAUGGGUGGUACCCUUAUCCUUGAAAACUCCAGGGAUGACUUUACAAUUCAAAUGUUGCAUUAUAUCAAGAAUGCUUUGGCUCCAGAACACUGUCCUGUUUUGCUGAUUGAACAUCCUAGCUUGAAAUACGCAACAACUCGAUCUGUAGCAAAACAUCCUGUUGGUGUGGAGGUGGGUCCCCAGCCACAAGGUGUUGUUAGAGCUGAUAUUUUGGACAAAAUGAGGAAGAUUGUAAAACAUGGCCUUGAUUUUGUGCAACUUUUUAAUGAAGGAAAGGAAUUUCCACCAUGUACAAUCGAGGUUUUUAAAAUAAUGGAGAAAGUAGAUUAUCCCAGGAAUAAGAAUGAUGAAGUUAUUGCUAUUAUUCACCCUAAACUUCAGGAUCAAGACUGGCAGCCACUGAACAACGGUGAUCCUCUAUUUUUGACUCUUGAUGGAGAAGUAAUUGCAUAUAAAGAGAACUGUACAGUCUAUCCAACAUUUAUUAAUGAAGCUGCUUAUUACGAAAAGAAACAAGCUUUUGUAAAAACAGUAAAAAUUAAACUCACUGCAAAACACAUCAGAUCCUCAGCCUUAGACCACAGCACUUCCUAAAAGCUCAUCAUGGAUUUUCCGUGCAAAAAGUGGAUUUCCUCUCUGAAAUCCAGUGACAAUUAGUAGUCACUGGUGGAAUAACAAAUGCAGAAUCUAAUUUUUAAUCAUAAUUUAAUUAACAUUGCUGAGCACUUUAAAGAGGAAACAUACUGUCAUAAUGGUAAUUAUGACUACUGGUCACUUGUUCUAAUAGAUCACUAUAGAUGCAAAGAAUAAAUAUUUUUAUGACGUUUAUUAGUUCACACACUACCACAUACUGGUUAGUGACUAUAAAACUUACAUCCAUCAUCCUCUAGAAAGAUGCUGAUCCACAGAACUGUGUUAUAUAAAAAAAAAUCUACAGCAUUUCUGCAUUAUCACCUGAAGCCUCCAAUAACCCAAGUUUUUUAAAUGAGGUGAUCCUUGAAAUGAAUUCCUUAGGUAAACAUACAAAAUAUGAGACAAAGGAAAAGCCAGGGAGAGAAAAACAGAGUGAGGGGAUGUAUAUCAAAAUUCUUUUCUAUUAUGUGCAUGUGGGACUAACCCCUGCUGUACUGAAGUUGAAGCCUUAGGGUUUGUUUUUUAUUUUUAUACUUACAAAGAUAAAAAUAAGCUAAAAACAUACGAUUUCUGAAAAGCAUACAUUUAGAUGACAUUUAAAGCUUUUUAAUUUUUAAGUAUUAUAAGAUUAAUUCAAGCUGUUUCUGAUUUAACAUUAAAGAUAAAAAGGUUUUAAUUUAGGAGGUAUCUACCAGCUACAAACAUACUGGAACAAUAUUUAAAUUCAGGAAAAAGAUGUGCUUAUCCUAUGAAACUUUCAAAGAAAAUUUCUACUGCAAUGGAGAAAAGAUGUUUCACAGAUUUGUAACUUUACAGCUGAAUCCACCUACUGCUGACAACAUUUGCCAAAUCAGAUUUUAAUCAACUGUUGUGACCCCAAAGUUUUCAGUGAAGGUGGCAAGGUUAGGUGAUUACUCAGGUUUUAAUAAAGAGCAAUGCACACAUCAUACCUGAGUAUUUCAGAAUGGAAAUUGGGAAGAAUUCCAUAUGGGGAGACUUCUCAGAGUUUUGAGACUGAUUUGAUCUAGAGCUGUAGAGAGAAAGCCUGUCAUAGUAGCUGAAAAAGAGAAGAAAAUGGGAGAUUUAAUUACUUUCCUAAAGUUGUUUUUAACAUAACUGAGGCUAGAGAAAACAUCAGGAACUUUGCAUAAUGAUACAGUAAUUGACUAUUUACUGAAAGAUUCAUUGUCUAGAUGACCCCCAAAUUGUAUCUUCCUUACUACUAAAUUUAAAGCAUUUUUUCUUUGCUUUAUGUAAGUUCUAUGACAAUAAAACAGAAACACGGGACAAUGGUUUUUUAAUUACAAGUUUAAUUUAAAUAAACAUUGUAUAAAAAGUACAGAA
Molecule: messenger RNA, 2602 nt
Organism: Neopsephotus bourkii (Bourke's parrot)
Lineage: Eukaryota; Metazoa; Chordata; Aves; Psittaciformes; Psittacidae
Gene: ASPA
Product: aspartoacylase
Exons: 7
Coding region: 173-1219 (348 amino acids)
Molecular function (GO): hydrolase activity, acting on ester bonds; hydrolase activity, acting on carbon-nitrogen (but not peptide) bonds, in linear amides
Source: RefSeq, a predicted model, not a curated record